AUGAACGGAAGCGUCGCGGUCCCGGAAGAUCGGCUGCAGAGCUUCCGCGGGGCUCUCCAGGAGAGCUGGAGCAGCGACGCGGCCGAUGGAGCCUCGAAACCCAUGGCGCGGAUGUAUCACAGACGACAGGUGGGGAAGCUCUUCUUCUUUGAUACACUCAUGGUGGACCCCAUGUCUAAGGAAUCCUUCCUGGUAGAGCUGGUUUGUUGCAACGAUAGCGGGCGUUGCAGGGAUGGCUUUGAAAGCCACAUCGAAGAUGGGGCAUUGAAGGAUCUACGCCCGGGUGACGUGCUGGAACUCCUGGCAGCCCAAGUGGCUGCGGAGCGUCCCAGGGCCCCAUGCCAUGUGGCCUUGCGAGUCUUUCGCCUGCGGCGCAGCGAAGCGUGGAGUGAACUCUUUGGAACGGCGGAAGGAAGUGUUGCCAAGCCAGACUGGAUGCCAGCAAAGUAUGGAUUCCACCGGCCGGUCUUCCACGACUCGGUAAAUCAGUCUUGGUUCGACCAGAUGGAUGCGAAACAGCUGCAGAAGCGUGAUGAGAAGCGACAACUGAUGCGAGAUGAGAAGAUGAAAGCUCAAGGAUUGGAAGCGGUUCCCGAAAUAAUUUGCACGCCGGAAUGUGAAGCGAAGAAAACCUCUGAGGCUGCUUCCCAUGACCGGUGGAUCUCCUCACUACGCCAUCCAUGUGCAGUGGUGCAGUGUCACUUGCCUCAAGCAGAACGACUCGCGAAGUAUUUGGAUGGGAGAAUAUUGUCGCCCUGCACAAGAGACAGGCUGGUGAUGUUGUACCAAGAAGCUGGGGAGAGUGAGGAGAUCAGUGGACGGUUGAAAGAAGGGCAUUUGCAUUCCAUUGUCCAAAGGAUCUACCUGUUGAACACGCGACAAAAGGCCACCAGCCUCAGAGAUUCCUCCAGAGACUACUUGACGCAGAUUCUGGGACCCUGCGGGCCACGCCACUUCGCUUCCUGCGAAUUUGGCACUCCGAAAACAUCGCUGUGGGAGUUUCUCCGAAGGGCUCGCAACUUCAUGUCCUUUCCACGUGAGCUGGAAGAGACCUUGAAACCUCUCAUUGAUGGAACUCCAUGGGCUAUGGAAUUUGGCACAAGGCCAACUGACAACGGCUACAGCGUCAGCUCUGGAGACAAAUUUGAUGCCUUGAUCCUGCCGAAGGAUAGGUGUGAUACCAUCGUCUACGCUGAUGGCUUGUUUUGGUGGACGACAGACUCGCCGCGCACCAUCAUUCCCUCCAGGGACAGCAGGAUGGUGCCAAGUGGAGCAUAUUGGAAGCUGUUGGAAAUCAUCGAUCGCUACAGCCCUCGAGAUUCUCGAGAUGGAGUUGUUGCCGUUGAUGAAGACUUGGACAAUGACAAACAAUCUCACAAGGGAGGCAACAAAGAGCUGCUGGAUCUCUACAGCCAGCGUUCUUUGGCUCUGGAUAUCGGUGCGUCGCCCGGUGGCUGGUCAUACUGCCUGGCCAAGGAGCUGAAGACAAAAAGAGUCAUCGCCUGCGACCCUGCGGCCUACAUGCAUCCGGUGGUUCGAAAUCUCCAGGUUGAAGCAGUUCGCGAAGAGUUCCUGAAGGAUUUCACAUCGGAGGAGGUCAAGGAAGAUGCGAAACAUUUGAAGCAUUUGAACGAGACCUCGGAAACCUGGAGGAGUGAAGCCAAGCAAUGUGGCCAAAUUUGCCACUGGCGAAUGCGGGGGCAUGACGGCUUGCAGAAGCUGAAAGCGGAAGAGUUGAAGUUGUCCCUUUUUGUAUGUGACAUGAACGAUGACCUGGAAUCCUCCUGCGAAUUGCUCUAUCGAGUUUUCAAUGAGAAGCUCUACGAGCCACCCUGUUUGGCGGUGGUCACCUUCAAGAACACCUGCAAAUCAAAGUCUGAGUUCCAAGCAAGGAAGCGCGCGAUGAUCCAGAAAAUCCUCAAGGAUGGAGUCUUGACGCAGCUGCAGGAGCUUCACCUCUUUGCCAACACACGCGCCGCGGCAACGGCGACGACGGCGACAUGUAGAGUUGACCCAGGUCACAGGUAUGGAGACGACCAUCGUGGGCCAAAUGCUGUGAACGCCAUAGAUUUCGGUCACGGGCGCCCCGUGCAGAUGGAAAAGGUUUCUGCAUUUCCAUGGUUCGGGUCAUGUGCUCCAGCAGAAGAGGGAGAACCACACUACCUGUCCAGGUUCCUCUAUCCCUGGCAGUUUGCAGUCCCAAGUCACGUCGUUCAGGAGAUUUUCUUCACCUCAGGAGUAGCUGUGAUUCUCUCGGCGGUGGUUACUUUACUGAUCCUCCUCCUCUACAGGCGAGCACUGGGCAUCGUGUCAACUCGAAGGCUGAAGAAAUCAAGCUACAAGUUUCAGGAUCGGUUGAAGCCCCAAGAAUCUCGCUUGAAAUCGGAAGAUGAUGAAGAUGACUGGUUGCCCGCGCUGCGAAAAUUGCACGGCGAUGGUUCCAUUGAUAGCAAGCUGGCCAGUCUGGAUCAGAAAGCCUAUUUAUCGGCGCGAGGAAACAGUGGAGGUUCCAAGGGCCACUUCGUUGCCUCAGCCGUGGCUAUCAGAAGUGAACUGAAGCAGGUGGCCAAGUUGCUGAAGGAUCCUGAUAAUCCAGAUUUCAAGGAACUUGAGAAGAUGUUAGAGGCCACCCUGGUGCGUCUGGAAUGCAGGACCAAAGCUUUGUCCUUGCUGGCGGACCGCUCCUUCCGCAAGAAGAGCCUCCAUGCCAAGGCUGCCGCCAUCCAAGAUGCCACUGGCGCCAAGUUGCGGUUGCUGCCGGCCACAGCCCUUCACUCCAUGAAGAAGCUGCCAAGAGUCAAGGUGCAGAUCCCCACUGCAGAUUCCAUUUCUGCAGAUCCAGCAGAUGGACUGCACCUCCGCACUCAAUUCUGCGGCUCAGAAUGGGGCAAAGCUGAUAUUGGCAGCUUAGCCCAUUUGGAGCUCGGUGUUUCUUUGUCGGACAUGGAGUCAUGGAGAAGUGAUGGAAACUAUGGAGCAGAAACUGUGCUGUUGGGGCCAGGCCCAUUUGAUCGGACACCUAAGUAG
Messenger RNA from Cladocopium goreaui, 3027 nucleotides. Lineage: Eukaryota; Dinophyceae; Suessiales; Symbiodiniaceae. The record is from the annotation of a GenBank genome assembly.